AUGGCUGAGCGAAAGGUUCUUUCAAAGUAUUACCCCCCGGAUUUCGAUCCUUCGGCCAUCGAAGGCUCUUCGAAGCGCUCUCGCAAGGAUGGCAAAUCAUCCAAGCUGUCCCCUGUCCGCCUGAUGACACCCUACUCGAUGAAAUGCACUCACUGCGGCGAGUACAUUCCCAAGGGUCGCAAGUUCAAUGCGCGCAAGGAGACUCUCGAUGAAAGAUACCUGUCGAUUCCAAUCUUCCGGUUCUACAUCCGUUGCACUCGCUGCAGCGGUGAGAUCACUUUCCGUACCGACCCCAAGAACAACGACUACAAGUGUGAGCGCGGCGCAAAGCGCAACUUCGCAGUUUGGCGUGACGACGAGGACGAGAAGUACAACGACGAGACCGAGGCGCAGACCCUCAACCGACUCGAGAAGGAACACGGCGCCAAGGAGGAGCAGCUGGAACGUGACAAGAUGGCUGCACUCGAAGACAAGAUGCUUGACUCCAAGCGCGAGAUGCAAAUUGCCGACGCACUCGACGAAAUCCGAACCCGCAAUGCCCGCAUCGAGCGCACCGAAGCCCGUGGUGACGAGGCUGCCGUCGCUACUGUUCAGGAAAAGAUCGACGAGGAGGCUCUUCGAGCGGCGAGAGAGGAAGCCGAGGACAGAGAGAACUUGCGCCAGGAGUUCAGACGCAAGAAGGCUGAAGCGAUGGCUGCUAAAGCGGAGCAGGAAUUCCGUGAAGCUGAGGCGGCCAUGGCGCGUAAAAGUGAGCUUGGAGGGUACUGGGCGAAAUUUGCCCGCCCUAAGAAGGACAAGGACGCGUCCUUGGCUAAGAAAUGA
Messenger RNA from Penicillium roqueforti, 822 nucleotides. RefSeq names its product Saf4/Yju2 family protein. Gene Ontology annotation, cellular component: U2-type catalytic step 1 spliceosome. Bases 1 to 822 code for a protein of 273 amino acids. Gene Ontology annotation, biological process: mRNA splicing, via spliceosome. The record is from RefSeq and is a predicted model, not a curated record. The transcript is spliced from 2 exons. Lineage: Eukaryota; Fungi; Ascomycota; Eurotiomycetes; Eurotiales; Aspergillaceae.